GUUUCGUGGUGCAACGAUGAAUUGUUAAUCCUUUUUGCUAAUGUUUAAUUAUGCAUUAUGGAAAAUGCAAUUGUGCAUAGUGUUUGCUCAAUGGUAAUUCUCAUAUUGUAGAGACCAUGUUGUUUAAUUAUAUCCUUUAUUUUAAUUGUUUCUGCUGGAGUUUGAUCAUUCUGCAAUUUUUUUUUUUUGUUUGGUUAUGGAGGUUAGUAGUUUGAAUUGAAGUUGUACCUUAGAAGGGGUAACUGUGAGAGGGAUUAAAGUGUGGCUGAAGGUGAAAUUUAUGGAGAGGAAGAAAGAAAAGAAAAGAAAUUUGAGAAGUUUCUCUGAAAAUUAAUUAGUCAAAUGAAAGUUGCCAGAAAUCAACCUUUUGGGAUGGAAGAAAAUGCAGACUCCGAGCACCACUUCAUGAUCGGGGGAAAUGCAUCUCAAGCUUCACAAAUUGACCCCAAAGAAGCUCGGUUUCCAUGCUGCCUUGUGUGGACUCCCAUUCCUGUUAUUUCAUGGCUGGUUCCCUUCAUUGGCCAUAUUGGCAUAUGCAGAGAGGAUGGUGUAAUCUUGGACUUUGCAGGACCUAAUUUUGUGUGUGUGGACAAUUUUGCUUUUGGUGCAGUGGCCCGCUACCUCCAAAUUAGCAAGGAAAAGUGUCGUGUACUUCCCAUUCCAUCUGUGGACAAAAUUGAAGAUCAAUACAGACAGGAUGAACCUAGAAGGGAGAUGUUGACAUGGGAUGAUGUGCUACGAAAGAGCACUCAGGAAUUCCAGCAUCGAAACUACAGCCUACUCACUUGCAAUUGCCACUCCUUUGUAGCCAACAAUCUGAACAGGUUGUGCUUUCGGACUGGUGGGUGGAAUGUGGUGAACCUUGCUGCUCUAAUCUUUCUAAAGGGUAAAUGGGUGAGCAAAGCAUCAAUGGUGCGAUCAAUGUUACCAUUCGUAAUAGUACUCAUUCUUGGACUCACAUUUGGAGGCUGGAACUUCGUAAUGUUCUUGGCAUUCUUCACCUUGGCACUUGUUGGUUGGUUUCUUCUAGGUACUUAUUGUUUCAAGAAUUUGAUCCAAUUGUAGCUUCUGCUACUUGUUUGUUUCAAAUAUGAAAUGUGUGAUUCAAAUGUAUAUUGACAUUACUAAUCGCCAGUAUUUGUUGGACAGCAUGAACAGCUAAAAUGAAUUUUUCAGUUUCCUUUU
Molecule: messenger RNA, 1185 nt
Organism: Ziziphus jujuba (common jujube)
Lineage: Eukaryota; Viridiplantae; Streptophyta; Magnoliopsida; Rosales; Rhamnaceae
Product: protein RTE1-HOMOLOG
Exons: 3
Coding region: 343-1065 (240 amino acids)
Biological process (GO): regulation of ethylene-activated signaling pathway; response to ethylene
Cellular component (GO): Golgi apparatus; endoplasmic reticulum
Source: RefSeq, a predicted model, not a curated record